This is a messenger RNA of Myxocyprinus asiaticus (Chinese sucker), 6282 nucleotides long. Its product is annotated as condensin complex subunit 1-like. Gene Ontology annotation, biological process: mitotic chromosome condensation; meiotic chromosome condensation; mitotic cell cycle. Gene Ontology annotation, molecular function: histone binding. Gene Ontology annotation, cellular component: nucleus; condensed chromosome, centromeric region. The transcript has 32 exons. The record is from RefSeq and is a predicted model, not a curated record. The coding region runs from base 26 to 4198 and encodes 1390 amino acids. NCBI's taxonomy places the organism in Eukaryota, Metazoa, Chordata, Actinopteri, Cypriniformes, Catostomidae.
GUGCACUUCUCAUCGGUGUGCAGGGAUGUCGUGGGAUUUUAUCGUACCGGUUUGUUUGGAUGAUCUUGUGAAGUCUGGAGCAGUAAACCAGUAUGUGGUUCAGGAUGUGCUGUCUGCUAAACAGCUCCCCUCUCACCUCAACAGUUUUAAAGCAGCGUUGAGAAACCAGGGGCCACUUUGCAUCCUAGAACACUUUGACACAGCGUACAGUGUUCUGAAACAUUGUCGCACGGUGGAUGUGGCGGUGAAAGAAGACACCCUUGAACUCCUGAUACAAGUGGUCAGGGGGCUGUCUGUCUCUCUACCUACCCUCCUUCUGUCUGGGUCCCUGUCAGCUGUAAACCGCAAACAACAGCUCAAUGCUGUCAAGAUGAGCAUCUUUCUCCUUUGCAAGCUCACAGAAACACUUGAAAGUGACUCUUAUAGGGAGGAUAUUGUCACUGCGCCAAGCAAGGGUCGUAAGAAGGACAAAGUGGCUGGGAAAGGUCUUCUGCAGUGGGACAGUGACAGAGAGACAGUUCUUCAGUGUUUGACUCAGCUGCUGCAGCUGGACAUUCGCACACUGUGGAGUCUGUCUCUAGUGGAGGAGGAGUUUGUCAGUUGUGUGACAUGCUGCUGCUAUAAACUCCUGGAAAACCCCACCAUAAGUCACAUGAAGAGCAAAUCCACCAGAGAUGCUAUCAUCCAUGUGCUAGGAAUUAUGGUGAAGAAAUACAACCACAUGUUGGGAGCGUGUGUGAAGGUGAUUCAGCUCUUGCAGCACUUUGAGCAGCUGGCGUCAGUGUGUGCCCAAGCUGUGGCUGCCUGGAGCACAGAGUAUGGGGUCAAGGCCAUCGUUGGAGAGAUCAUGAGGGAGAUUGGUCAGAAGUCGAGCGAGGAGCUAGCCAGAGAGGGUUCAGGUGUGAAGGCUUUCUCCAGCUUUCUGUCUGAACUCCGCACUCUGGUACCUGAAACCAUGAUCCCCAACAUCAGUGUUCUUUUAACACACCUGGAAGGAGAGAGUCCAAGCCUGCGUGUGGCCGUGUGUGAGGUUCUCGGUGAGGUUCUGGUGCGAGUUUUGACUGGCGAUAAGCUGGAUGAUUCGGCACGUGCGGACCGAGAUCGUUUCCUGGACACGCUGCAGGAGCAUAUUCAUGAUGCGCAUGCACACGUCAGAGCCCGCGUGCUGCAGGUCUACACGCGUAUUGUCAAUAGCAAGGCCUUACCACUGAACAGGUACACUGAGGUUAUGGAGCUAACCGUUGGUCGCCUUGGUGAUAAAUCUGUCCAUGUGUGCAAGAGUGCCAUACAGCUGCUGGCUGCCUUCAUUGCUCACAACCCUUACAGCUGCAAGCUGAGUAGCAAAGACCUGAAGAAGCCUCUGGAAAAAGAGACAGCCAAACUCAAGGAAAUGAGAGAUGCACAGAGAGAGCAAGAGCCUGUUGCAGUGAUCACAGCAGCUGAUCUUUGGGAAGCGAUGAAGCCUGAGGUGGAGCUGACAGUGAAAGCACACCUGGAGCCCAGCAGUGAGGAUGAGCGUGAUAAAGAAGAGGAGGAAGAGACCGAAGGAGAGGAAGAGAGGAGCGACAGAGAAACUGCUGUCCAAAUCGCACAGCUUCUCCGAGAAAACAAAUACAGGAAGGCAAUUAAUCUGUGUAUGCGGGCCCACUCACUGUUCCCAGAGUCUUCAUUCUUCUCUGCACUGGCCGACCUGAACACAGAAACCCUCAUCAACGCACUUGCAACACUUUUCAUAGGUCCAAAGCAGGAGACACCCGAGGCUGGAGCAAGCAAUGCACCACCAACCCCACAGAAAGAGGGUGAGGGAGGAGAAAAUGAGGGGAGAGAGAGUGAACUGAAGAAGCAGGAGAUGUUGGUUCAGUAUUUGAAAGACACAGAGAGCUUCGCUCUACAGGUGGAAAGAGCCAUUGCAGUCAUUAACAACAUGCUGUACUGGAAAACAACUACAGUGGUGCAAGAGGCGGUGCAGUUCUGUGUCACAGCAUUUGAGUUUAGUGUGGCUGACUCUGUGUGUGGGGUCCGGAAGAUGCUGCCUCUGGUCUGGUCCACUGACGUCGCUGUCAAAGAUGCUGUGAUUCAAGCCUACAGACGCCUCUACCUCAAUCCUCACGGUGACAGCACCAGGGCAAAGGCUCAGACUCUAGUGGACAGUCUGUCAGAGCUGAUGGUUGAUUCUUCAUUAGGGACCAUCCAGUGUCUGGAAGAGAUUGUGCAGGAGUUUUUCAGCAAUGAGAGUGCCCUGCAGUCUUCUGUUGUGCAGGUUCUGUGGGAGAGGUUCUCUGGUAAACGAGAGACUUCAGCACUCCACAGAAGAGCUGCAGUGCUUCUGCUGGGCAUGGCAGCACGUGCUGAGAGAGAGGUGGUUCUCAGUAAUUUAGACACGCUUUGCUCUGUCGCUCUGGGAGAGAAGGUUGCAGAAGAUUAUCUUCUGGCUCGGGACACACUCGUCACCAUUGUUAAUAUAACCGACCACGUGAGGCAAUCCAAGAGUAUCCCCUUCAGGCUUCCCAUGGACCACCAUCUCUUCAGCUGUCUGUCACAGGCCGUUGCUGAUGGAGUGGUCCAGUCAGACCCUCAUUGGCAGCCCUUUAUGGAACAGGCUGUCCGUCUCAUCUACUUCCUGGCAGAGUCACCUGACCAGCUGUGUUCCCGCCUCCUUCAGCGGUCUGCUCAUCUCCUAUUGGAGCAAAUCACGGAGGGUGGGGAGCCCAACCAAUCACAACUGCAGGAAGGCGGGUCUCAGGACUUUGAAGAGCAAGUGAAUUGUGUGAGUCUGGCCCAGGUGUUGUCACUAUGCGGAGCUGUGGCAUUCUGGCAGGUAUCUCACCUUGAGAGAAGCGUCAGUGCUGAGCUGCGGAGGAGGAGAGGAGAAAAGGAAGAGAAGGAGGAGAAAGAGAAGGCACCUGCCAACAAAGCAAAGGAGGCUAAUGACAGUUGUGUGGAGGAGGAGCUUGGGCUGGUGGGCGCUUCAGCAGAGGACACAGAGGCGGAGUUUAUUCGCAAGGUCUGUGAGACAGAGUUACUAGCCGAAGGGAACAUGUUGAGUGCAUUUCUGCCCCUGCUGGUGAAAGUUUGCAGCUCUCCAGGCAGAUAUUCCCACCCUCAGCUCACCACUGCUGCCUGCCUGGCUCUGUCUCAGUACAUGAUGAUCAGUCCUGCUGUUUGUAAAGACAACAUCCGUCUGCUGUUCACUGUGCUGGAGAAAUCCCCACUUCCUAUCGUCAGGGCCAACACCAUUGUCGCUCUCGGUGACCUAACAGUCCGCUUCCCCAACAUCCUGGAACCCUGGACACCCAACCUUUAUGCCAGGUUGAGUGAUGAGAAUGCAUCUGUGCGUCUGACCGCCAUCACGGUUCUGACCCAGUUGGUGUUGAAGGAUGUGAUGAAGGUCAAAGGUCAGGUCAGUGAGGUCGCAGUGCUCCUGCUGGACCUCGAGCCACACAUCGCCAGUCUCGCUCUCAACUUCUUCAAUGAGCUCUCUGCAAAGGACAAUGCCAUAUAUAACCUUCUGCCAGACAUCAUCAGCCGAUUAUCUGAUCCUGAGCGAGCAAUGAAGGAGGAUGAUUUCAACACCAUCAUGAAGCAACUUUUCUCUUACGUCACUAAGGAGAGACAGACGGAGAGUUUAGUGGAGAAGCUCUGCCAGCGAUUCAGAACAGCAAAGACGGAGCGUCAGUGGGCAGAUCUGGCUGUGUCUCUGUCUCUCUUGUCUGUGUGCGAGCGAGGUUUUAAGAAGCUGCAGGAGUGCUGGGACUGUUACAGUGAUAAACUCACUGAGCCUGGAGUGUAUCAGCCCCUCCUCUCCAUCUUGGCUAAACUCCGCCGAAGAGCCAAACCACAGUUUAAGGCACAGGUUGAAGACUUUGAGAAGCGAUUAACGGCCGUUCACACUAAAGGGCUGGAGAAUGUGGAGAGUGAAGGGAGAGAACAGCAGAUGGGAGAGACACAGAGCCAAAACAUGCACACACCACAGCCACACAAGGGCACUCGCAAAACCACACGGGGCCGUGGGAAGCCCAAGUUAGAUGACAGUGACCUUGUGACCCCAAAAACAACUCGCUCACGUCCCAAGACUGUUAUCAACUUUACCAGUGAUGAGGAAGACGAGCAGGAAGAUGAUGCUGUCAUGGCUGAGAGUGAGACGCCUAAAGUGACCACACCCAUUGCCCGCACGCGACGCACUCGUCUCAGACACUGAGUGCUCUUGUUAUUUUAUGUCUGGUUUGGUUUUUGUCUUUCGUAUUCAACCUAAUGGUUUUAGACUGAUGAAAGUUGACUAUUCAGUUUUUAUUUUUUAAUGUUUAAUAUUUUAGUUGCCCAUUCAACAUAUGUCUGUCUUGGUUGUUUUUAUUAAAGAUUUUAAACUGUAAUGACUGAAUGUUUUUUGGUCUACAUAAUUUGUGUACACGCAUGUAGCAUUGGUUAAAGUUUGUGUUUCUUUUUAAUAAGAGCUCACAUUUUAAACUUUUUUUUUUUUUACAUUUACUUACUGGUGUAUUUUAACGUGUUGUUGAAUGGGAAGUAUCUUAUCCAGAAAUACCUGGAUAAACGAGUUUUUGUAGUUUAGAGUUUGGCUUUAAAGAGUUAAAAUAGUUGUUAAAAGCUGUGUGGAUAUGGGACUCUAGUUUUGUAGGCGUUCGUUUCUCUGCAGAACUGAUAAGACUUGGUGUCAGUCUUCACUGAGCUCAACUUCAUCUGGAAGACUGCUUGAUCAGAAUCAGCUUUAUUGCCAGGUAUGCUUACACAUACAAGGAAUUUGUCUUGGUGACAGGAGCUUCCAGUGUACAACAAUACAAGACAGGGAUAAUAAAAAAAAUUAUAAAAAUAAUUAAAAAUUAAAUAAAAAUACAAUAAAAAGAAAAUUGAAUAGAAAAUAAAUUAUAUACAGAAUACACAAGACAUAUAUAUAUAUAUAUAUAUAGCUUUGACUGUGCAAAUAAAACCUUUAAAAGUACGUUUGAAUGUUGCAGGAGACGAACAUGAAUCUUGAAGGACCAAACUGCGAAAAUUAGUUACUAAUCUGUCUGAAAGGUCCAGCAGUCAGUCAUUUACUAAUACACAGCAGUAGUGACCUCUGGAGGAAGAAUUUUUAAACUUUAUUGCAGUUAUUUUGCGUGCAUUUGAUUGCAUUUCGUAAAGCCCUUUAUAACCACCCUCUGAAAAACGCCUACAAACGUGAAGUAAACAGUGGCUGCAGAUGUGCAGACCCAAAACAUCUGCAGCAAAAAACUUGAGCUAUUAUGAGAACGUGAGACGGACUUACAACUAAAACCUCCUGCACGGUUUAAUUUCGCCAAAGAUGUGCUCGAGCAGUGGGAAACGAAGGAAAAGGUAAAUCAGAGCUCUACGAUGUUGUAUUGGUAUAUAUGUUUGUUUUUCUCUAAAGUGUGUAAUACGUUAUUAUAAUUUCUUGACAAACAUGGAGUACUUUACAGAUCAGAAAUAGCUGUUCAUUCUCAUUUUAAUAUAAAAACAUAACUACAAUUCUGAAGUCCAAUUUUAGUUAUUGCAUUUGUAAAUACCACGCGGAAAAAUAUCCUGUCUAUCUAACGGAUAUCACUGAAAUAGGUGUCCUGAAAAAUAUUUAAAUCUUUAUUUUACGGCAUUAAAAGAAUUUGACCGAGGGCCGUUUGUGUUAGCCAAUCAGAAGCCUUUAAGACGGUUCUCUACCAAUGGCGUGAGUUUGGGGCGGGACUUCUCGUUUUGUCGUCUGUUUGGACAUUAGUUUUACAGUUCCGUUUGGUGCCGGUAGUGGUGCAGACAUUACAGCAUCUCAGAAGAUUAACUUUAUUAUUGAGAGAAACUACUGCUCUUUUAGAAUUAUAUAAUGUGAUAAUCUUGUUUAAUGACUUAAUCCACUUCCAGAGUGUGGAAAAAGGCUGGAAAAAUCAAUCUGGACCCCACUCACCCUGCCCAUUACCUUUUUGAACUGUUGCCUUCUGGCCGAUGCUUCAGAGCUCUGAGCACCAGAACUGUCAGGUACAGGAACAGUUUUUUCCCUCAGGCUAUCCAUCUCAUGAACAGUUAAAACUGCCCCAUUGAGCAAUAAUUAAUGUGCAAUACACAGCUUAGUCUUUUUAUAUUAUCCAACACACCCAACCUCUUCUGCCAUUACAUUCCCUUGCACUGUACAUAACCGAUUUGUAUUUAGAUUUGCACUACGUGUGUGUGUGUGUGUGUGUGUGUGUGUGUAUGUGUGUAAUAUAUGUAUAUAUAUAUAUAUAUAUAUAUAUAUAUAUAUAUAUAUUAGUCUAUUGUAUAUUCUAUAUAUACUUUUUUUCU